UCUACAACUGUACAUCAAGUGAAACAAGGUUUCUACAACUCUACACUGUAUGCAUGUACGUUUAGUGAUUCAGUGAUUUACAACCGCCCCAGUGAUGCAGAAUAUUUAUUACUUAGCACUGUUGGACACGUGGGAUGUUCCAUAUUGAAACUGCUCAAGCGCAACUGGAUAUAAAUACCAGGUCACCCACAUAAGCCCGCCGUAUCGCUUCGUAAUCCUUUGACACGCCGGUAGUAGUAAGGUGUAUAAUGGACUCUAAAGUUCCAGAAACUGUAAAGUUAGAAGUGGAGAAGACCAAUAAAUCCGGAUCAACAUUUAGCUCAUCAGAAACCCUUGAUAAUGAGAGGGAACACUGGGCCGGCAAGUUAGAUUCUCUACUUUCCUUUCUGGGAUAUGCUGUCGGACUCGGAAAUCUCUGGAGGUUUCCCUACCUUUGUAUGAGGAACGGCGGAGGAGCAUUUCUGAUCCCGUUCUUUAUUUUCCUGGUUUUAUGCGGACUGCCGUUGUAUUUCUUGGAACUCUGCCUUGGACAAUUUACUGGAAGGAGUGCCAGUCAUGCUUGGGAGGUUUGCCCAAUCUUUAAAGGUGUUGGAGUAGGGAUGGUGAUAGCUAUAGGAAUAAUAGGUUUGUACUACAACGUCAUCAUAGCCUGGACACUAUUCUAUAUCGGUAACAGCUUCAUUAGCCCUCUCCCUUGGAGCACCUGUUCCAAUGACUGGAACACCGACACGUGCGGUGCUCGUGGUAGUAAUAUCACGGGAAGGAACAGCUCCAAUAUCACUGGUGUGAAUGGGAUUCUUCAAAAUAGUACCAACAGUUACCACGCUUCAGUGACAAAUGCUAUCAAUGGACUUACGUCAGAAGAGGAAUUUUGGCAGUAUAAAGUGUUAAGUAUGUCAUCUGGUCUGGACGUCAUCGGUCGGGUUCCAUGGCACUUGGCAGUGUGUUUCAUCGCCGCUUGGAUUCUCGUCUACCUAUGCCUGAUUAAAGGUGUAAAGUCUUUAGGAAAGGUGGUAUAUGUGACCGCUACUCUACCGUACAUACUGCUGACCGUCAUCCUUGUCAGGGGACUGACUCUGCCAGGUUCAGCCGACGGUGUCCUGUUUUACUUAACUCCGGACUUUACAAGACUAGCUGAUAUGCAGGUGUGGAUAGAGGCCGCGCUGCAGGUAUUUUACUCACUCGGUCCUGCAUGGGGCCCUAUGAUUACUAUGGCAAGCUACAACAAGUUCAACAACAAUUGCUACAGAGAUGCCAUAGUGCUAACCUUUAUGAGUGAGGGCACCAGUAUAUACGCCGGAUUGGUCGUCUUCUCCGUGCUUGGGUUCAUGGCAAACAAGGCCAACCUACCAAUAUCUGAAAUCGCUAAAUCAGGUCCCGGCCUUGGGUUCAUAGCUUACCCCGAAGCACUGGCCCAGCUCCCGAUUCCGAACCUUUGGGCAGCCCUGUUCUUCAUCAUGCUGCUGACGGUCGGACUAGACAGUCAGUUCGUCCACAUAGAGGCUGUAUGUACCGCCUUCACGGACACAUUCCCCUCUCUGAGGAGGAAGAGGAUGAUCUUCACCGCUAUCAUGUGUGGUGGGUGGUGUUUAGCUGGCCUCCUGAUCUGUACUCAGGGAGGAAUAUACAUAUUCCAAAUGGUGGAUUGGUACGUAGCCUCGAUCUCGCUGCCCCUGUUCGGUUUACUGGAAGCUGUUGUUAUUGGAUGGUUCUACGGUGCGGACAGAUUUGCCCGUGAUAUAGAACUGAUGUUAAAUCGAGGAGUGCCUGUAUUCAUGAGAGUGUGCUGGUGCUUUGUCACGCCUGCUGUCCUCAUGUUUCUUCUGCUGUUUACCUUGUCCACCUACAAACCCCCAACAUACGGGGAGUACGAGUACCCCGGAUAUACGUCAGUCAUUGGCUUCCUUCUGGCAAUGGUACCGAUCAUUCCACUUCCGAUUUGUGCCUUUUUGACGAUUCGUGGAGCACCGGGACAAACAUUGAGGGAGAAAAUCACGACGUCCUUCAAGCCAUCUCCAAACUGGAAACCAAUUUCAAAAUGUCAUGCUAGUGGUUAUGACGCUACAAUGAAAAGUGACGGGGGAACCUAUAUGGAAGUCGUGAAAAGGAAUAUACUGGGAGAUACCAGUUACAACCCGUGAUGUCAACCGGACUGAAAUCUACUGGGAGAUAACAGUUACAACCCGCGAUGUCAACCGGACUGACAUCUCUUCAGUAGAGAUUGUUACAACCCGUGAAACCAACCGGCCUGACAUCUCUUCAGUAGAGGUUGUUACAACCCGCGAUAUCAACCGGACUGAAAUCUCUUCAGUAGAGGUUAUAGCCAACAUGUUGAUAUGUCAUAGUAUGCAUAUCAUAUAUGCGAUCCUCGUUUAUAUCAGUAUAUUAUACAGUGUCUGUAUGCGAUAAAAUGAGAGAAAAAAUGCAUGUUGCUGCGCGCUUUAUCAAUAAUUAUCAUAUUGAUUUAAAUAUUGAUAAAACAAAUUAUCUUACAGUUAUGUUUUGUUUAACAAUGUGUCACGUAAAAAAGCCAGUAUGCUUAAUUUAUGUUUAAGAUUGACAAAAACGGUAUUCCCAUUAUCAUAUGAUUUGUAAAUUUGGCAUAUCUCUGUUAUAGGGAAUAGCAUGUAAUUUUACAAUCAUAUUGUGACUAUUUUAGGGCAUUUAGAUGAUAGCAAUCAUCAGUGAGCUUCUUUUUUAUGCAAUUAAGUCAACAUCUGAUUCUGUACCUACGGGGACAUUGUCUCAGACUAUAUCAGAAAGGGGUCCCCCUAGAAUACCCAAUGGCCCGCAAUAAACAGAAAAGGGGAGACAACCCAAGAAUGGUAAGUAACUGUCGCACCUCUAUACCAAUCGAUGAUUUUUACUUUGAUCUCUCUUUCACAUUUUAAAAUCUUCUUUACUUUCGUGUGUGUGAUUUUGUUCAAGAUCAUGUUAUUAAAUAAAUGGAGGUUUUCAUUGCAUUACCAAAUUAUACGUAAUAGCUUCUAUUUGUACCAAGCAUUACUGUCCAAUUUUGUCAUUGAUAAACAGAAAUUCACAUCAAAAUACUCAGUUUCAAUCCAAGUCUUUCAAUAAUCCUAUAUCGAUUGGCAAUGUUUGUUUCACAAGUGAUACAUGUCUACCAUGUUUAGUCUUUUCUCUACCUGACUAUUUCCACGUCAGCAUGUAUCUAUGAAUGAUCCGAUUUGUAUCGAGAAAUAAAGGUCUAUCAUAUUUAUAUUUAAACUGUAUGGUAGCUUACAUUUGAUAGAUUUCCUCUUAUAAACACAUAUAUUAAGCUUUAUCUAAACCCUUAUUUUGGAGACAGAUACAUUUAAUGUAUCCUUUUAGAGCAUGAAUACGAUCACACGAAUGCUAUGGUAAAAUGACACAGUUUUCAUGUCAAGUGACUCCGUGUGUCCUUGAAAUAAGAUUAUUCCCUCUAAAUUCGUUUUUUUGUUUAUUCUAUCGCUACUUUCACAUUUAAAAGUAUUACUGGAUUCAACACAAAUUAUAUUUGUUCUCUCAUUUAUAUCGUAAAACAUAUAUCUUAAACACGCUUAAAUUUAUCUUUUUCAAGCAAAUAGUGUUCUCAUUUUUAGCGCGUAUUGAUAAACUUAAUAAAUAGCUCAGCAUCGAAUUUCAAAAUGGAGUUAUGAAUGGAAUAUAUAAACCAAUCAAAAAGCUUGUAACAAGCGUCAUAUAUGAUUCCUUGAAAAGUAUUAUCAAUAUGUAACGCCAGAACAAACGUUAAGAAAGAGACAUAUUUUGACUCGGAAAGGCUUAAACACAGAAUUGACAUCUGUCAAGAGGGGAAAAUUCCCAUUUUAGUUUUAAUAAACGUUUUUUUAACUAA
Mizuhopecten yessoensis (Yesso scallop) is the source of this 3838-nucleotide messenger RNA. Its product is annotated as sodium- and chloride-dependent glycine transporter 2-like. The coding region runs from base 249 to 2141 and encodes 630 amino acids. Gene Ontology annotation, biological process: sodium ion transmembrane transport. The transcript is spliced from 14 exons. Gene Ontology annotation, cellular component: membrane. The record is from RefSeq and is a predicted model, not a curated record. NCBI's taxonomy places the organism in Eukaryota, Metazoa, Mollusca, Bivalvia, Pectinida, Pectinidae.